Molecule: messenger RNA, 858 nt
Organism: Sitophilus oryzae (rice weevil)
Lineage: Eukaryota; Metazoa; Arthropoda; Insecta; Coleoptera; Curculionidae
Gene: Prpk
Product: EKC/KEOPS complex subunit TP53RK-like
Exons: 1
Coding region: 136-813 (225 amino acids)
Biological process (GO): protein phosphorylation
Cellular component (GO): EKC/KEOPS complex; cytosol; nucleus
Molecular function (GO): protein serine/threonine kinase activity; ATP binding
Source: RefSeq, a predicted model, not a curated record
AGUCAACAUCAUAGGGAUCAUAGGCAACUAACAAAACAUGUUAGUAAAAUAGUGAGGUUAUAAACGAUUUAAAUAAAUUUGAAUUUAAAUGUAAAAAGGCAUUAAAAUUAAACAAUACAAACGAUAAUUAAACAAAUGGAUAGUUUUACCCUUACAAAACAAGGCGCUGAAGCGCGCUUAUACCAAGGUACAUAUCUAGGAAGACCUACAAUAAUUAAAGAAAGAUUUAUUAAAAAGUAUAGGCACAAACACUUGGAUGAUUCCUUAACUAAAGAACGAAUAAAAGCCGAAACUAAAGCUAUUGUUCGAUGUAAAAGCGUUGGGAUACGCACACCUGCAAUAUAUUUAGUAGAUUUUGAACGCAGAAUGGUUUUUAUGGAACAUUUGUUACACAGUAUUACCUUGAAAGAUUUCAUUGAGACUACUUCCUUCGAGAAGCUUUCUAAGCUGGCAAUUUCUAUUGGAACUAUCCUGGGACGAAUGCACGAAGGCAAUAUAAUACAUGGGGAUUUAACAUCAUCAAAUAUUUUACUUAUGAACGUGCAUAAUAAGGAUAAAUUUGAUGAUUUAAAAGACUUAAAAAUAGUAUUAAUUGACUUUGGAUUGUCGCAUGUGGAUUGUAGUGCAGAAGAUAAAGGAGUUGAUUUGUAUGUUUUAGAAAGAGCUUUAGUUAGUACUCAUGCUGUAGCAGAUCAAAUAUUUCCAAAAAUUAUUGAGGGCUACAGAGGUUAUUAUAAAAAAGGUUUCAAAGAGAUACUAGCCAAGUAUGAAGCUAUAAGAGCAAGAGGCAGAAAAAGAACCAUGGUGGGUUAAUUGUAAUUUUUAAUAUAUUUUACAAAAUAAAGUGUUUCUAUGUUU